AUGGCGAAUAAUACAUUCAACAAUGAACCGUCCUUGGAAAUGAUAUCCAGAGAGGUCGAUGACGGCGUAGACAACAAGAACAUGGGCGAGCAUAUCGAGAAUAAUGCUCCUAUCGCCCAAAACGAACUUCUCGAGACAAGAUACUCGACCCUCAACCGGGUCCAGUCUGUGAGGGCUUUCUGGAAGGCUAUCCUUUUCUGCACAAUUCUACUUUGGUCUGCUUUGAACGAUGGAUUCCAACAACAAGUCCCGGGUAACAUCUUGUCCUUACCCGCAUUCGUUGCCCAAUUAGGCGACACUGUGGUGAACGGUCAACGGUCCGAGAGUGCAAAGGUUGUCUCGUACUGGCAAGGGUUCGCCGAAAUGUCGAAGACUUUGGGAAUGUUUGCGGGAGGUACUUUGAUGGACCGAUUUGGUCGAAAACCUGCAAUGAUCACUGCUCUGGUCAUUUUGCUUGCCGGUUCCAUCGCAGAGAUCGCUUCGCAAAAGUGGCAAGAUUGGCUGGGCGCUGCAGUGCUCGUCAGACUUGGUGUUGGACUUGCUCAAACCAUUCUUAUUACUUAUGUCUCGGAAUUGGCGCCUUUCCAAGUUCGAGGUUUCAUGAUCGGGGCUUAUCAAGUACUUUUGACUACCGGUCAACUAAUUGUCGCCAUCGCCGCGAAACUCAUGGAAGUUCAUCAACCCACAAAGUGGCGACCAUUGAUCGCUAUCGAGUUCAUGUUCACCGGAGUAUCCCUCAUCACUAUCUGGUUUGUCCCCGAGUCGCACAUCUUCCAUGCUCGUAGAAACGAGCAUGAGAAAGCCAAGAAAUCGAUGCUCCAACUCUACGGUACCGCACCUGGCUAUGACGUCGAAUGGGAAUACCGAGUCGUGCAAGAAGGUAUUGAGGUGGAGCGAAAAUUGUUCCAUUCAAACGGGGCUAGCUUCUUCGACAUCUUCCGAGGCAACAAUUGGCGCCGAACGUUGGCCGGUUCUGUCGGUAUCUGCAGUCAAUGGGCUGCUGGAGCACCUAUAGUAUUCAGUUACUCUACUUAUUUCUUCACCGUCGCUGGACUUGACAAUCCAUUCCUCGUUUCCAUUCUUACCUUCCUUUUGGGUAUGAUCGCACAAAGUUCUGCGCUUUGGCUCUGUGAGAUUUACGGACGUAGACCUCUGCUCGUCGGUGGUUGUUUCCUUAUGUGUAUUUUCAAUAUCGCAAUUGCCUCAACUUCCUUCUCGUCAUCGGCCGCAAGCGGAAAGGCUGGACUCGCAUGCCUGCUCUUAUGGGUUAUUUGCUAUGGACUUUCUGCAGGACCAAUCGGUUUCGUUGCGGCGGGAGAAACCUCCACACCCCAUCUUAGAGCUCAAACUACAUCAUUCAACCUUGGUUGCUAUGGUUUAGGAUUCGUCGUGUUCCAAUGGUCUAUCUCUUACAUGAUCAGUCCUGAUGCCGCGAACUUGGGUUUGAAGGCCAUUUACAUCUGGGCUGGUCUUCUUGUUCCUACCACAAUCAUUCUUUACUUGUUCUACCCUGAGACAUACGGUCGUACCUACUGGGAAUUGGACGAGCUUUACGACCGAAAAAUUCCCGCUUGGCGAUUCAAGAACACUAAAACCUCGUCCGAAUUGGCCGGACACAAGAACAAGCAGCUCGUCCAUUACGGUCAUUAA
Messenger RNA from Kwoniella shivajii, 1650 nucleotides. RefSeq lists its product as uncharacterized. Bases 1 to 1650 code for a protein of 549 amino acids. NCBI's taxonomy places the organism in Eukaryota, Fungi, Basidiomycota, Tremellomycetes, Tremellales, Cryptococcaceae. The transcript is spliced from 11 exons. Gene Ontology annotation, molecular function: carbohydrate:proton symporter activity. Gene Ontology annotation, cellular component: membrane. Gene Ontology annotation, biological process: carbohydrate transport; transmembrane transport. The record is from RefSeq and is a predicted model, not a curated record.